Molecule: messenger RNA, 1415 nt
Organism: Ectocarpus sp. CCAP 1310/34
Lineage: Eukaryota; Phaeophyceae; Ectocarpales; Ectocarpaceae
Source: the annotation of a GenBank genome assembly
UUCCUCCGCAUUUCGACGAACGGCUGCAACACGGGGGGACGGCAACGGAUCUGCACCGUGUUGAGAUUUUUUACGAUGAAUAGCGAGGACAAAAGUGUCACUACACUCAAAAGUCAAACGUUCAUUUUUCCAGUCAAGCACUACCCCAAACCGAGUCAUUGCAUCAUUGUCGAGGAGUAUUUGAUCAGGACCGAGUGGUACGAUCAACGCAUCGAUUCGGCGGGACACGUCUCCCAGCCGAACGACGAACGGAAUAAAUCCUAGAACUUUGACUGGUGCACCAUUUGCGGCACUGCGUUUUAGGGACGGAGACGUUAUUGACUCUAAACGAUCAAAACAUUACGAUGGGCUUCGAUGGCGGCGAUUGCUGCGAGUGCACCUGCGAGGACGGAGAAUAUACCUGCGGCCAGUACGUUGGUUACGCCUGCAUCGACCCCGGCGCCGCGUGCGUGGACGACGACGCUGUCACGGUUGACAUGAUGGAGAACUGCUACGACGCGUCGCGCAUUGGAAACGGCGCCUGUGACAGCCUACUAAACAACGAAGAAUGUGCUUAUGAUGGUGGAGAUUGCUGCGAGUGCACGUGUGACCCUUCUAGGUACCCAUGGUACGAUUCCGGAGAGGGUUGCCAGACCGGCAUGUAUGGCGGCUUCGCCUGCAUUGAUCCGGACGCACCGUGCGUGGACGACGACAUCGUCACUGUCGAGAUGAUGGACCUGUGCUACACCGGCCAGAUCGGGAAUGGCUACUGCGACGACGUCAACAACAGCCCAGAAUGCGGUAUGAUCUGUGACGCGCCGCGUGUCAAAUUUAUUUGCACGGUGUUUCGCCUGCAAAAGAGAGACCGUACCUUUUCCAUGCUCCUUUAUUCUUGUGCCUACGAUGGUGGUGAUUGCUGCGAGUGCACCUGUGAGUCGCACGACGAUGGUUACGAGUACUACUGCAAACCCGGGAGUUUCGCCUGCAUCGACCCUGGGGCGGAGUGCGUGGACGACGACGACAACACCGCGGAACAGUACGAGCACUGCGGCUGGGUAACGCGCAUCGGGGAUGGCAUGUGUGAUGACGAAAACAACAAGGAAGAAUGCGGCAAGGGUGUUCCGAGGUUUCCCAAAUGGAGGGCCCCUUGUGAUGUUGUAGACGAAUCGAUAACUGCCGGUAUUCUUCGCUUAGUAACAUCUACAGGCUUCGACGGCGGCGAUUGCUGCGAAUGCACUUGCGUAGUCUCAGCUUCGGGUGGGUCUCCCUAUGCAUGCCAAGAGAUCUACAACAUCAACAGCUUUGACUGCCUCGACACGAGCGCCUCGUGCUACGGGGACGAAGAUCUCACGCCCGGUGAUGGAUCAAUGUCGUAUGAGCUCAGCUUUGUGUGGGACGACUACGAGUAGACGCUGCCGACCCGUCGACCUUUGCCU